This is a messenger RNA of Didymella exigua CBS 183.55, 758 nucleotides long. RefSeq lists its product as uncharacterized. The record is from RefSeq and is a predicted model, not a curated record. Lineage: Eukaryota; Fungi; Ascomycota; Dothideomycetes; Pleosporales; Didymellaceae. The transcript has a single exon. Bases 190 to 639 code for a protein of 149 amino acids.
ACCUGGUAUUGAUUGAUCUCAGUUGAUGAUGCGCUCCUCUGAACGCUGCUCAUCUGAUAUCGUCAUUUGGUGAUACAAGUGCAAAUCAGAGCUUGUUGGCCAUCAGUUAUCACUGCCACGUUUACUUGUUAACGUUUAGAGAAUGAGAGCGAGGAUGUUCGUCGUUGUAGUGGGGAUUGCACAUCUUCCAUGUGGUAUCUAAGACCGAAUGAGAUGCGAACAGUUGGGUUGGCGCGUCCAAUGCGGCCAGGCUGGCACAAUGCCAUCUGUCAGGUGUGGCUGGCACGAUAUCUGAACCAGUCGCCCUCCAACCGUUCGCAUGGAAGUUGCAUGAAUCGAGCCGGCCUGUCCCGCACAUUGCGCCGUAUUACGGGCCCCGCGACGGUGACAUUCCACUUGUUCAGCAUCCGAUGUGUUCUACUUCUGGCAAGACACGAGCUUGCAAUGUUCGGCGCAUGUGCAGGGUGCAGGAGCAUCGUAGCGCAGCAAUUGUUUCAGCUUACUGCAAUUGUCGACUUGUGUAGCAGCGUCUCGCACCAUCCAAGGUGCUGGGAUUCUGAAUCCGACAGCGAGGGAGACACGGUCAUGGAGCUUUGCACGGGUGGCUGUUGGAGAGAUGAGGCAAGAAGGCAUGACUGAGCUGGCCCCAUCCCAACGAGGGCUAGCGGACAACACAUCACUCACACCGCAAGUAGACGUCGCCCUAUCAUCCAGCACGGCAUCCACAUCUAACACCACGCCUGGUCGCACAAUCGGCA